This is a messenger RNA of Puntigrus tetrazona (Sumatra barb), 2900 nucleotides long. Its product is annotated as transcription factor COE2. The transcript has 15 exons. Gene Ontology annotation, biological process: regulation of transcription by RNA polymerase II. Bases 403 to 2169 code for a protein of 588 amino acids. Lineage: Eukaryota; Metazoa; Chordata; Actinopteri; Cypriniformes; Cyprinidae. The record is from RefSeq and is a predicted model, not a curated record. Gene Ontology annotation, molecular function: RNA polymerase II cis-regulatory region sequence-specific DNA binding; DNA-binding transcription factor activity, RNA polymerase II-specific.
AGCAGUUACAGGGUCAUCCGCAGAGCACGCGACAUCUUCGGAGCACCUUGCGGAUGUUUUAAGCGGCUUUAUUUCUAGCAGCGGCUAGAUCUGCAGACUUUGUUUGGAAAGUGUGUGUUGCUCCCGUAGAACAGGUGAGCGAGCGGACUACACACACACACACACACACACACAGCUUGAAUGGGUCUCGAAGAAGGACACAUCUACGCCAAGAAAGCGAGUUUCCAAGAAACUUGAAGCACGGAGCACCCCGCGGACUAUCUCAGAGAAUCCAGAACUGGGUUGAAAUCCUUACAUCUGUCUCACUGAGUGAUUCGCAGGACUUCCAGAAUACAUCGCCCGCUUUUUACAGGCUAGUGCUUUCGCGCAAGAAGUUGCCUUGUCGGUCCAAAUUUGUUUUAAAUGUUCGGGAGUCAAGCUCACCCGACAAGAAACGACAUCAGUGGGAAAGCGGGAAGUUUUGAAGAGGAGAUGGAUCCUGUUCGUUCUUGGGUGCGGAAUGUCGGCGUUAUUGACGCAAACAUAGCGGCGCAGAGUGGAUUGGCCUUAUCCCGUGCUCACUUUGAAAAGCAGCCUCCCUCCAAUCUCAGAAAGUCCAACUUCUUCCAUUUUGUCCUGGCGCUCUAUGACCGCAACGGACAGCCUGUGGAAGUGGAGAGGACAGCGUUCGUUGACUUUGUGGAGCAGGAUAAGACAGGGGAAAAGACCAAUAAUGGAACUCACUACAAACUCCAGCUCCUCUACAGUAAUGGUGUUCGCACAGAACAAGACCUUUAUGCACGUCUCAUUGAUUCCGUCACUAAACAGCCUAUAUCGUAUGAGGGACAGAACAAGAAUCCCGAGAUGUGCCGUGUUCUGCUAACUCACGAGGUCAUGUGCAGUCGCUGCUGUGAGAAAAAAAGCUGCGGCAAUCGUAAUGAGACACCAUCUGACCCUGUCAUCAUUGACAGAUUUUUCUUGAAGUUUUUCCUAAAGUGCAAUCAAAAUUGCCUGAAGACAGCAGGGAAUCCCCGAGACAUGAGGAGAUUUCAGGUGGUUUUGUCAACUACAGUCAGUGUGGAUGGACCUGUGCUAGCAAUUUCUGAUAAUAUGUUUGUGCACAACAACUCUAAACAUGGACGUCGCUCUCGUAGAACGGAUUCUAAUGAGACGGUGGAGAAUAGCAUGGAAUACGCUACUCCCUGCAUUAAAGCCAUCAGCCCCAGUGAAGGUUGGACUACAGGCGGGGCUAUGGUAAUUGUGAUUGGAGAAAACUUCUUUGACGGUCUGCAGGUGGUGUUCGGGAGCAUGCUCGUGUGGAGCGAGUUAAUCACUCCUCAUGCUAUCCGAGUUCAAACUCCUCCUCGACACAUACCAGGGGUUGUAGAAGUUACGCUGUCUUACAAAUCCAAGCAGUUCUGCAAAGGAGCUCCAGGACGCUUUAUUUAUACAGCGCUGAAUGAGCCAACUAUUGACUAUGGUUUCCAAAGACUUCAAAAGCUGAUCCCUCGACAUCCUGGUGACCCCGACAAAUUGGCAAAGGAAAUGUUACUCAAAAGAGCAGCAGACGUUGUUGAAUCACUCUAUGGAAAUGCCACCAGCAAUCAGGACAUGUUGCUGAAACGGGCGGCAGACAUAGCUGAGGCUCUGUACAGCGUGCCACGACCUCACAGUCAGCUGCAGGCCAUGCCAAGUUCUCCCGUCCAUGGCAGCGUCAUGGGCCUCAGCUCUUAUCCCACCCAGCUGGGUGUAAGCAUUGGAGAACCUGGGCAAACCAGCAGCCAAGGUUACAACCGAAACCCAAGCAGUUUGUCACCGCGGGGCUACCCUUCAGCAUCAACCCCUCAACAGUCAGGUUAUGGAUCCAAUGGAGGCAUGAGUGCGAGUUACGGAGCCGUGCCCAUGAGUAGUCUGGGUGUUUCAGGGUCACCUGGCUUUAACAGUGCCUCACCAAACAGCUCUCCUUAUGCUAUCAUGCCGUCUAGCCCCACCGUGCCUGGUUCCAGUUCUUCAUCCUCCCUUUUGCCUUUUACGUCUUUCCCAUCCUCGAACAAACAAAAAAGUGCCUUUGCUCCUGUCCUGAGACCGCAGGGUUCACCAUCACCUGUUUGCCAGACCUCGGGAGGCUCUAGCUUUAGAGGUACUAGAGAUCUUCUUUCUUUUGAUCGAGGUUCUGUAAGCCCUUGGUAGCACAUUACAAAUCAUACUUUAUUUGUUCAACUUUCCAAAAUGACAUGGCAUUAUUUUUGGAUACUGUGCUAAUUAAAGGAAUAGUCAACCCAAAAUGUAAAAAUGUACUUGCCGUCAGAAUUAGUUCCUUGUAGAACAGAUUCUGAGAAUUUCACAUCACUUGCUCAACAGUGGAUCAACUGCGGUGAAUGGGUGCCGUUAGAAAGAGAGUCCAAAAUUAAAACAUCACACAAAUCCAGACAGGCAUAGUGAAAUAACUGUUUACUCAAUGAUCUGAUAUAGCUAUAUGUUACCGUUAUAACCUCUUUUUCUUCAUCAUUUCCAGCAAUGACAGGCCUUGUGGUUCCCCCAAUGUAGAGGAUUUUUCAUUCAUAAGCUCUGCAGUUAGUGGCUAAAACUGGACUGACACCAAUGUUGUCUCUCACAAGCCACAAUGAGUGAAAAAGAUCUUCUGAUGAUGACCCAUCAAGAUUAUUAGAGACCACAACGACAUCUUCAGAAGAUUUUGGGAACCUUCUUAAAACAUGUCCGCUCUAUGCACACCGUUUGCCUCUGAUUGCGAGGAGGUUGCCAAAGGGAUGGUGUUACUUAAAGGUUCUUCCAGCCACAAAAUGCCAAAAGAGGAAUAAUUUUAUCGGAAAACAUAAGACUCGAGACUGUUACACAUUUCUGGCCAUAUGUUCUUGACAGACACGUUGGUCAAUAGACUUUCACCGCAGUAGAUGCCAGUA